UCCGUUUGCCCCUAUUAUGUUUUCUUAUUCAAUUGCAUUCAGGCUGUGAUAAUGACAGCGCUGAUGCGGGGACCUUCUACUACUAGUAUUGGGAAAGAAUGCAUUAUGUCUGUGUUUUCGCCGCACCAUCUUGGCCCCAUUCGUCGAAAACAGCCGAGGAUGCUGAGCAUAAAAGCUCAGCGUUCUAUGAUCUUUCCUUUGUCAAUUCCUCAUUACAUUGUUGAAUCAUCAUCCUACUAGCGACCUACAUCUUAUACAAUGCCUUUCACCGACGACGGAGUGUAUUCUAUCAGAAACGUUGGCAGAAACCUCAUGCUCGAUCUCACGGGCAACAACACCGCUGAAGGCACGCAGAUUCAAGGGUAUCCGUCAAAUGGCACCAUGGCCCAACAGUGGGUGAUCAAGAGGCAGAACGAGCCAGGGUCCCCCAACAAGACUGUCACCAUUCAGUCCAGCAACAACGGCAACAAUGGAAAUGGAUGCUUUGCUACUGCGAGCGAGGAUUCGGAUGUACCAGUCAUUUACACCAGGCAGGCGUUCAUCAUCGAACUUGUUGCACGCAAGGACAAUACUUAUACUAUGCACUACACUCUCGGGAGCUCGGACCUGGUGCUGUCCGUUCCGAGUUCAAGCAACAGUGCAGUGAAAAUCGAGAAUUACGACGCAGGAACUUCCCGCCAGCAGUGGGAAUUGACUCGUCUUUCUAACCUCGCCCCAAUCGUUUAGUUGUCACCACUAGGUACCACCGUGACCUUGCAGUGUUCAAAGUCGAGCACUGAGCUAGGGGAAAUGUUCUCGCAUAUGUGUACUAGUACUACGUCUCGUAUCUGCUUCCGUCGUUUAUGUGUAUGUUGAUGAAUAUGAUUGGUCUGGCUCUCUUAGGGAGAUAAGUGGAUAUUUAAAAUGGCCAUCAGUACUCAGUGCCAGUGAAUUGGUCGAGCAUGCAGGUAUGUGCUGCAGGAAGUUAGCUCUCAGCAGUGUCAGCACCAUGCUGUCGCAAUGAUAUGAUGCUUCUUGUAGUAUCGGUAUGAAUUGGCAUCAUGGUGCCAGGAGUGAAAGUUUGUUACAUCCGGCAUUUUCCUGAGCUUUAAUUAGGGUUAGAGCUCACGGUCAACUAAGACUCGCUAGUGCACUUGCGCUCGAGUGUCUCAAUGGUUAAAUGUAAGUUUUGAGGGUCUU
This is a messenger RNA of Suillus plorans, 1179 nucleotides long. RefSeq lists its product as uncharacterized. The record is from RefSeq and is a predicted model, not a curated record. The transcript is spliced from 6 exons. Bases 259 to 726 code for a protein of 155 amino acids. Lineage: Eukaryota; Fungi; Basidiomycota; Agaricomycetes; Boletales; Suillaceae.